Molecule: messenger RNA, 192 nt
Organism: Phytophthora nicotianae INRA-310
Lineage: Eukaryota; Oomycota; Peronosporomycetes; Peronosporales; Peronosporaceae
Exons: 2
Coding region: 1-192 (63 amino acids)
Source: RefSeq, a predicted model, not a curated record
AUGGAGCAGGGCAAGACUAACAUAUACGGUCAGAGAGAGUUCGGAUCUUGCAUUCGACAUCGCAACGUGGGGGCGAUCCUUUUACUUGAGCGGGCCGUUCUAGAUCCGCCGCACAUCUUGCAACGCGAGGUGUUCCUGGUGUUCCCCAUUGCUAUUUGGAAGCAUAAGCAAAACAGUCAGCACCCCACGUAG